Messenger RNA from Penicillium alfredii, 2460 nucleotides. RefSeq lists its product as uncharacterized. NCBI's taxonomy places the organism in Eukaryota, Fungi, Ascomycota, Eurotiomycetes, Eurotiales, Aspergillaceae. The coding region runs from base 1 to 2460 and encodes 819 amino acids. Gene Ontology annotation, molecular function: sequence-specific DNA binding; zinc ion binding; DNA-binding transcription factor activity, RNA polymerase II-specific. Gene Ontology annotation, biological process: positive regulation of transcription by RNA polymerase II; DNA-templated transcription. The record is from RefSeq and is a predicted model, not a curated record. The transcript has 4 exons.
AUGACCCAGAGCUCCAACCCACAUCCCCCACGAGGCCCCCAAUCGCCGGAAUCACAGAGCCUCGAAACUCCCGACGGGCGCAUCGCGCAUACCCUAACCGCCUGCACGAGGUGUCGACAGCGAAAGUCAAGAUGUGACCCCGGGAUCCCUCGAUGCGCGCCGUGCGAACGAAGCAACGCCAAAUGCGUAUACUACGACUCAACUCGAGACGCCACUAUCCCGCGGACGUAUAUUGUGUCGCUCCGAGAGAAAGCUCGGGCCCUGGAAAGGGAGCUUGCGGGAGCCGAGAAGGAUAUUCAACAUGCCGCCGACGCCGAGUUAAUGGUGCGGGGUGCGGGGCGCAUUCGAUUCAAGGAGAACGAUGAGCCUCGAUAUCUCGGGGCUUCGAGCGGUAUUGCCAUGACGCGUCUGGUCAUGGAAAUGGCCAAGCAAAACACCGACUCCAAGAGCAUCAAAGAUGUCGUCCCCGACUUGACCGCCCAGGAGAUCAAGGCGGCGUUUGCACAGGAAGACUCGAAGCCGACCUCCAAGAUCUAUCCCAUGAUCAGCUCCAUCCCACAGCCCAAUCUACCCCCGCAGAACUUGACUUAUAAGUUGAUUGAUCUUUUCGUGGCCAAAUCACAAGCAUUACUUCCGACUUUGCAUGAGCCCACGUUCCGACAAGAAGUGGAAGAAGUAUUUAGUGGCUCCAGCGACCCCUGCCAGAACUUCCAACUGCGAAUGGUCAUCGCCAUUAGCAUGCAAAAACUCAGCACGGACUAUGCGGGCCUGGCGGAUAGCUAUUACCUAGCUGCCCUGCCCUUCUUGGAGCCUACAUUGAAACGAAUGGACCUGAGGGCCUUGCAAUGCCUAGUGCUAAUCGCUCAAUAUUCAAUGCUAACCCCUACCCGUACGGCGGCAUACUGGGUCGUUGGGAUGGCCUUCAAGCUCUGCCAAGAUUUGGGACUUACAGAAGAAGCCACUGUCACCAAAUCUCCGCACGGGGAGCCCUUGAAUCCAUUGGAGGUCGAUAUGCGCCGAAGAUUAUUUUGGAUUGUUUCAUCUAUGGAAUUCGGACUUUCCCACAGCUUGGGCCGUUCCAGCUGUUAUAGCGUCACCCAUGACAAUAUCAGCGUGAAGUUCUUUGAGCUGGUGGAUGACCGUUACAUUACGGCCAAGGGAAUCAUUCCAGGGGCAAAGCCGGUUCUGCCCAAAUGCAUUGCGGUGCACUUCUUCAAGAUGCGUCUGCUCCAGUUGGAAGCUAGGCGAACACUGUACUUGAAUCGGCGCGAGACCCCGGUCCAUGACCAGGAUCCUUGGUUUUCCCAGAUGUUGGCCAAACUCGAUCAUUGGGUGGCAACUUGUCCCAAGAAUGACGAUGGCAGCGGGCUGAAUGUGAAAUGGUUCCAGGGCAGGCGAAAUACAAUCAUCAUUCUCAUGUACCGGCCAUCGCCUCAAAUACCCGAGCCGUCUGUUUAUGCCGCCAAGAUGUGUUACGAAGCAUCCGUUUUCAAUGUCGCCAUGCAUCGGGAACAAAUGGUCACCGGGUCCGUUGAUCUAACCUGGAUAUUUACUCAGUCGGUUUUCAUGGUUUUGAACACGGUGUUAUGGACCCUCUCCUAUCCCGAAAUCCGAAAAGAACACCCUAUUGAGGAGGUCCAGAGCCACCUGGACCUGGCUCUUGAAGUAAUUGUCUUUGCGGCCGAACGAUGGCCGGGUGUUGAGUCUGCCUUGCUCCUCUACAAACGCCUUGUUGCGGCUUGUCUUAAGGCGUACAGUACCGAGGAAUCGUUCGUUGUGCAGUCGCCUUCGAAUCACCCGACGCCAACCUCCUCGCAAGAUUUCAUGACCCCGCCAGUGAUUUCCAGUCCGUCGAGCGCAACAAACACCUCCUUCUAUUCUCAGAACCAGCGAGCCGGCAAUUUUUCAGUAGGAGACAGCGCCUCAACCGGCACGUUCUCGCGAGGACAUUCGGUCGAUCCUAGCGUCCCCUUUUCACAAGAACCCACUCCUCCCGCAGUAGCUCCCGAAUCGGUGGAGCCAACACAAAUUCCCGCGGCCGGCCCUAUGUUCGAUAUUCCGCAAUCAUCUGCCGCUCCCGCUACGGCGCCCCAAUACGAUUCACAGGGUUAUUGUGCGCCGGCCGCACUCUACCCUGACUCAAUCAAUCCCGAUACCCCGUAUAAUACGAUGCCCUCGGUGGUUCCUGGCCUACAGGGUUGGGAUCCGCAUUUCUCACUUGCCUCGACGACGGCGAGCCAUCUGGCCUACAUCGACGCCACCGUCGAUCCUAUGCAAUGGACGACUACCCUUGGAGAUCAAUACUCUCAAUACUUCAACGAGCCCUUCCCAGUGCCUCCCUGGCGUGAACGCACACUCAGUCAACAGGAGCAGAUUGAGCUGAUGGCAUCCCUUGAACACGAUAUCCCGGAUGUGUCCGCCCAGUUGGUGCACGAGUCCAAUGCCUUUUAUCAGUCAUGA